Messenger RNA from Fusarium pseudograminearum CS3096, 1014 nucleotides. RefSeq lists its product as uncharacterized. The record is from RefSeq and is a predicted model, not a curated record. Bases 1 to 1014 code for a protein of 337 amino acids. The transcript is spliced from 9 exons. NCBI's taxonomy places the organism in Eukaryota, Fungi, Ascomycota, Sordariomycetes, Hypocreales, Nectriaceae. Gene Ontology annotation, molecular function: methyltransferase activity.
AUGGCCUCCGAAGUCACACAAGAACAGAACGAGCGUCCUGGAGACGUCCCCGGUUUAUUGGAAGCAGAAAGUGAUGCUGCGGAUAGUGAUUCUACUCUAGAGAGCGGAGAUGGGUCGUCAAGUUACCUCACAUCUCUCAAGUCUAGUAUUUUCAGCUACAGAUAUGAGAACGGUCGUCGAUAUCAUGCAUUUCAUGAAGGCACUUAUCUAGUGCCCAACGACGAUGAAGAACAAAACAGAAUGGAUUUGGUUCACCACAUCUACAGUCUCGUCAUGCAGGGGAAGCUUCAUACCGCGCCUAUCAACGACAACCCCCAACGCGUCCUUGAUCUGGGCACAGGCACCGGUAUUUGGGCUAUCGAUUUUGCUGAUGAGUAUCCUUCGUCAGAAGUGAUUGGAACUGACCUGAGUCCUAUCCAACCUGAUUGGACUCCUACCAAUUGUGUCUUCGAAGUUGAUGACUUUGAGGACCCAUGGGUAUACAAGAGGCCUUUCGACUACAUCCACGCCCGCGAGUUGGAAGGUUGCAUCGCCAAUGAGGAUCAGUUUUUCGAGCGCGCAUUCCAAAACCUCAGUAGUGGUGGAUACCUAGAAAUGCAAGGCCAGAGGGCAUACUUCAUGUCGGAUGACGAGUCAAUCAAGAAAGCCGUGAAUGCCGAAGUCUGGGCCGUGGCCUUGCGAGAGAGCAGCAUCAAGUUUGGAAAGCCAAUUGACUGUGUAACAGGAUGGAAGGACAAGAUGAUCAAGGCGGGCUUCGUGGAUGUGCAUCAGGAGAUUCGCAAAAUUCCUAUUGGUGGCUGGCCGAAAGACCCGGUUCUCAAAGAGGUUGGAAAAUGUCAGGUUAUUCAAUCCUGUGCGGCUAUUGAUUCCUAUACACCUAUGCUCCUUGGAAAGUUCCUUGACUGGGGUCAAGAUGAAGUGCAGGUUCUCAUGGCAAAGGCUAAGAAGGAGCUUCGAGAUCCAGCUAUUCAUAUCUACCUUCCCGUCUAUUUCAUUUGGGGCAGAAAGCCUUGA